GAGCUGUAAUCACAUGGAGCUGUUUGUCUGAAUAGGCCCCUCCUUUUUCUCUCUCUCUGCCAAUUAUUAUCAGCUGAAAAUUAAUUAAUCAAUUAAAAUAGAAAAGAAUUAAUACAUACAUACAUAUACAUACUACUUUUUAUUACUUUAUCGAUCAUCAUCUGAACACAGCAGCACCAAGAAAUGGCUGAUGAUAAGGAAAUGGCCGCACAGGUCGUUGAUGGAAAUGGAGCGGAAACUGGUCACAUUAUAUCUACUACAAUCGGAGGCAAGAAUGGAGAACCGAAGCAGACUGUUAGUUAUAUGGCAGAGCGUGUGGUAGGGGCUGGAUCAUUUGGAAUAGUUUUUCAGGCAAAAUGUCUGGAAACAGGAGAAACCGUUGCCAUUAAAAAGGUUUUGCAAGACAGAAGAUAUAAGAAUCGUGAGUUACAGUUAAUGCGGACGAUGGAUCAUCCAAAUGUGGUAUCUUUGAAGCAUUGUUUUUAUUCGACGACAAGCAAAGAUGAGCUAUUUCUGAACCUAGUGAUGGAAUAUGUCCCGGAGACAAUUUUUCGGGUUUUAAAGCAUCACAGCGAUGCACGUCAGAGGAUGCCUCUCAUAUAUGUGAAACUAUACACAUAUCAGAUUUUCAGGGGGCUAGCGUACAUGCAUAUGGUUACUGGAGUAUGUCAUAGGGACUUGAAGCCCCAAAAUGUCUUGGUUGAUCCUCUUACUCAUCAAGUCAAGAUCUGUGACUUUGGAAGUGCAAAAAUGCUAGUGAGGGGAGAAGCAAAUAUAUCGUAUAUCUGCUCUAGGUUUUAUCGGGCUCCCGAACUCAUCUUUGGCGCUACGGAGUACACAACUUCGAUUGAUAUAUGGUCGGCUGGUUGCAUUCUUGCUGAACUUCUUUUGGGGCAGCCACUAUUUCCCGGAGAAAAUGCAGUGGACCAGUUAGUGGAGAUAAUUAAGGUUCUCGGGACACCAACCCGAGAAGAACUUCGCUGUAUGAACCCAAACUACACUGAUUUUAGGUUUCCUCAAGUAAAAGCCCACCCUUGGCAUAAGGUAUUUCAUAAGCGGAUGCCUCCUGAAGCAAUUGAUCUUGCUUCACGACUCCUGCAAUACUCCCCGAGUCUUCGUUGUAAUGCUCUUGAAGCAAUCGCACAUCCUUUCUUUGAUGAGAUUCGGCAACCUAAUGCUCGCUUACCAAAUGGUAGACAAUUACCAUCUCUAUUCAACUUUAAACAAGAGUUAUCUGCAGCAUCUCCGGAGCUUGUGAACAGGCUAAUUCCAGACCACGUGAAGAAGCAAAUUGGUCUUCAGUUCUUUCCUCCUGCUGCUGCAGGGACAUGAUAUAUAUAUCAAGGAGAUCUGCUGUGGACUUCCUAUCAAGGGUUCUAAAUCCCUUCAACCUAAAUCCUGUUGAACCGCGUCAUAUCUUCUUUCACGACAAGUACAGAUUAAAGCGGGCAUGAGUGCCUACUGUAUUCUCUCCAUCUCUCUCUCUCUUAUUAAGCAGCCCACAAGGGAAAAGGAAGGUUGUUUCUGUAAUUUUUUUAUAUUAUGAAAAGUCCUGAGCACGAAAAUCCAAGUGUAGUUAAGAAGGUAGAAGACCCGAAAAUAGAAGGGUGGGUUCUAUACUUCUCCAUGUCUGGAAAGAAAAGAGUUAUUCAGCAUGAGAGAUGGUAUAAUUGUAUGACUUAUGUAUUUGCUUGUGUUAUUCAGCUCUUUUAUGUUUAACUUGCUUGUGUAAAUGAUAUAGUUGAAACCUAUUGCCUUUUAUUUUAA
Erigeron canadensis is the source of this 1767-nucleotide messenger RNA. RefSeq names its product shaggy-related protein kinase eta. Lineage: Eukaryota; Viridiplantae; Streptophyta; Magnoliopsida; Asterales; Asteraceae. Gene Ontology annotation, biological process: protein phosphorylation; signal transduction. Gene Ontology annotation, cellular component: cytoplasm. The record is from RefSeq and is a predicted model, not a curated record. The coding region runs from base 184 to 1332 and encodes 382 amino acids. Gene Ontology annotation, molecular function: ATP binding; protein serine/threonine kinase activity. The transcript has 12 exons.